Molecule: messenger RNA, 1207 nt
Organism: Zingiber officinale
Lineage: Eukaryota; Viridiplantae; Streptophyta; Magnoliopsida; Zingiberales; Zingiberaceae
Product: agamous-like MADS-box protein AGL80
Exons: 1
Coding region: 116-994 (292 amino acids)
Biological process (GO): positive regulation of transcription by RNA polymerase II
Molecular function (GO): DNA-binding transcription factor activity, RNA polymerase II-specific; RNA polymerase II cis-regulatory region sequence-specific DNA binding; protein dimerization activity
Source: RefSeq, a predicted model, not a curated record
AACCGACCGAACGGUUCAAUGGUUCAUGUAAUAAAGACAUGGGAGGGGAGAUGCCCAAAUUUACAGUAUAAAGGGAGGGAGGAGAGGGAAGAGAAGCAGAGGCCUCUGUUCUGCCAUGGCGAGGAGCAAGGUGAGGCUGGUGAGGAUCGCCAACGAUGCCAUCCGCCGGGCGACGCUCAAGAAGCGUCUCAAGGGCCUGAUGAAGAAGGUGCGAGAGCUGACGGUGCUCUGCGACGUCGAGGCGGCGGCGGCGGUGUAUGAUCCGCAGCACCCCUUGCGCCCGGCGGUGUGGCCGUCCCGCCGCGACGCCGAGCUCACGUUCCGACGCUUCAGGGACAUGCCGGACAUCCAGCGACGCCGGAAGGUGUCAAGCCACGAGACGUUCCUCCUCGAGCGCGUCGCCAAGCUGCGCGACCAUCUCCGCCGCCUGAUGCGGGCCAACCGCGAGCUCGAGAUGUCGGUGCUCCUACUCGAGGGCCUCUUCGGCCGGAGCCUCCUCGACGUCAGCAUCGAGGACGCCUCCACGCUCUCGCAGCUCGUCGACAACAAGCUCCGGGAGAUCGCCUCGAGGCGGGAGGAGGUCGUCCGGCGACUUUCUAUGGCCCCUCCGCCGCCUCCUCCUCCUCCUCCUCCUCAGGCGGUUCCUACACUUAUCCCUCUACCUCUACAGCACUGCAUCAACUGGCCGCCACUGCCUCCCACUCCUCUUCCGGCGGUUCAUACACUCAUGGCUCCCCCUCUACACCAGAGCAUGAACGGGUCGCUACUGCCUCUUCCACCGCAGCCUCCGGCGGCUCCUAUGCCUUCUCAGAGGAACAUUAACUGCUUGUCGUUCUCAGCCACGACCGCACUCCCAUCAAUUCAAGCUUCAGCGCUGGAGGGCAGUCACAAUCACGCCGCUGCCGCUGCCGCCGCCGGCAACUUCCAGACUAUGGAUGAGUACUCCGGCGCAGCAAUUAACCCAUUCCCGUGGAGUGACUCCUUGUUCUUUUGAUCAAAAUUCUGGCAGCCAUGAUUCCUAAAAGCUCGGGGAUUGAUAAUAAGAACUACCAAAUCAACCAUCUAAUCGAUUAGAAUUAAUCCGCUCUUCAUGUUUCAUCUUUUUUAUUUUUUGGUCAAAUGUGAAAGUCUUAAGAGUCAAAGUGUUAUGAAUUUUCUGGAACUCAUUUGAAUUAUAUAUAUCGAUCUUGUGUAAUGAUAUGCUACG